AUUCAUGUCAGCUGCAAGCAGAAUUUGCAGUAUGGCUGGCUGGCUUAUAUGCUGGGGGACAGAGCUUCAAGGAAGUUCACUGAAUACAGCAAAGUCUUUACAGUGGAGGGAAACUUAUCUUCUGGGAAGGGCAAGCUUGCACAACAGAUAGCAGAGAAACUGGGAAUGAGAUACUUCCCAGAAGCAGACAUCCACUACCUGGACCGGAUCACAGGAGAUGGAACACUGCUGCCUGAGAAAUUUAAUGGUUUCUGUAACCUGCAGAGGUUUUACAACGAUCCCAAGUGCCCUGAUGGACACUCUUACCGGCUGCAGGCUUGGCUGUUUGGUAACCGGGUCUUGCAGUACGCGGACGCCCUGGAGCAUCUGCUGGCCACAGGACAAGGCGUGGUGAUAGAGCGCUCUCCUUACAGCGACUUUGUGUUCCUGGAGGCAAUGUUCAAACAAGGCUAUAUCCACAAGAGAUGUGUUGACCACUACAAGGAGAUCAAAGAGAUCAGCAUUUCUGAAUUCCUGCCUCCCCACUUGGUCAUUUAUAUAGAUGUGCCUGUUUCAGAGGUGCAGAAGAGGAUUCAAGAGAAAGGGCAGCCCUAUGAGAAAAAGGUGUCUCCUUCCUAUCUCCAGGACAUUGAGGAUGCUUACAAGAAGACUUUCUUACCAGAGAUCAGUGAGACCAGUGAAGUUUUGCAGUACACAGCAGCUGAGGCAGAGGAUGUGGAGAAGAUACUUGAAGACAUUGAGUACCUGAAGUUUGACAAGGGGCCGUGGCUGGAGCAGGAUGAUGUUUCUUUCCAUCAGUUGAGACUUCACGUGCAGGAGAAGGAUGGAGUGCUGGAUCCUCAGGCCAUCCCUCGUUUCAUCCCAGAAAUCACCAUUGGAGGCACAGAGUAUGACAAAAUCUUCUACGAGUACCGAUCGCUCCCUGGUCGCAAUUUCAGGCCAGGCUACAAUGCUGAUGUUGGUGACAAGUGGAUCUGGCUGAAAUGA
Chaetura pelagica (chimney swift) is the source of this 987-nucleotide messenger RNA. It is a transcript of the gene NDUFA10, whose product is annotated as NADH dehydrogenase (ubiquinone) 1 alpha subcomplex, 10, 42kDa. Bases 49 to 987 code for a protein of 312 amino acids. Gene Ontology annotation, biological process: mitochondrial electron transport, NADH to ubiquinone. The record is from RefSeq and is a predicted model, not a curated record. Gene Ontology annotation, cellular component: cytoplasm. The transcript has 9 exons. Lineage: Eukaryota; Metazoa; Chordata; Aves; Apodiformes; Apodidae.